CCUCAUCUACAACACUAUCGCCGAUGGCGAGACCUUGGGUAGCACUACCGUCGCUUUCAGCCCUAGAGUCCAACUGAAUCACGCGCCCCUACGCCUUCGACGACAAUCUGGACAACCAAGCUCUUUAGCUGCUUGACGCAUCCGCGGCAUGCCCCGCUCGAUGCGAUGAUCCUGUGGGCGCUUCUGUGCAGCUCCUUGACGCCCUCCUAUUCGCCCUCGUGUUUGAUGUACGUAUCACAGUCGACGGCUGCACGGCGAGCGUUCCUGGAACUAGUCGCGAACGAUGCUGCCAACGCUGCUCGACAGUUGGCCGGCUGGGCGAGCAUCUGCAAAACUGACAGGGUGCUCCAAUGCCCGCGGUGCUGGCUGUUGCUGGGCACACGCAAGAAUAGUACGACGCCUGUCGGACAGGUUCCCUUUUGUCGGCGUUGCAUAUUGGCUGCUGCCAACCCCGCAUUUUGCUGCAUGGCAUUGGCGUUUUCAAGAACAGUCAAGCUCCAUGAGCUACCCUGGUCAACGAUGCACCCGCUCUUCAAAUGGCUGUGAUCCCACCAGAGCCCCUCUCUUGGGCCGAGUCAGAAGACAUGCCUCGAUCAUCGUCGGUGGUGACGCAGAAGUUUGUUCCAAAGCUUGUGACUGAUGCCGUCAAGUACGUAACUGCGCGUAAUGAAUGUCUCGUGAGGAGCCUGCAAACUCCUCGGGAGCGAGUGGUUUGGUUCUGAUAUUUGGGCGCCCUCUUCUAUACGCCAGGC
Bipolaris sorokiniana ND90Pr is the source of this 752-nucleotide messenger RNA. RefSeq lists its product as uncharacterized. The record is from RefSeq and is a predicted model, not a curated record. The transcript has a single exon. NCBI's taxonomy places the organism in Eukaryota, Fungi, Ascomycota, Dothideomycetes, Pleosporales, Pleosporaceae. The coding region runs from base 166 to 546 and encodes 126 amino acids.